UUCAACAUGGCGGACAAAUGUCUUAAAAAUGGAGUGCGCUAAUCUUAUCUCUGAAAACAGAGGGUGUUUAACAGGACUUAGUCCCUGCAUUUGAAGAUGCUUGUGUUCAGAAUAACAGAAGUUACAGAGAGAAUUUGAAAUUAAGGUUAUGAAAACAAAAAUGUCGGACGGCAAGCCUGAGGAUACCAAGGCUGAGCCAGGAGAGUUUGAGCACUACCACCCACAACACCCUCUACCAGAGGGCAUUCGAAAGAUGGAACAUGAUGACACUAUAUGUAAGUACUGUGGGGUGAGCUACCUCAUCCACAAUGAGAUCAAAGCCAUGGAGGCAAAGUUAAAGAAGACAAUUGCCGAGAUGGAGCAUUACAGAGGCAGUAUGGAGAGAGAAAAACAGCUCAGGAUUGAUUAUGACCGACUAAUGGGAGAAACAAAGGAACUACGGGAAAAUUCCCAAAAUAUGGAGAACAUUAUAUCCUCACUCAGAAGUUCCUUAAAAAAUGAGGAAGAACUUUCAAACCACCUGAGAUUACAGAACCAGAACACUCAGGGAGAGCUCAAUAGAACUAUCACAGAGAGAGAAAGCUACAGACUAAAAUUUACCUUAUUUGAGGAGAAACUUCCCUAUAUAAAGACCCAACUAGCUUCCCAACGACAGGCCAUGAGGGAUGUACACAAGUUUGUAGAGGAACGGGACACAAACGUCCAAACUGAAUUACAACUACUACAGAAAAACAUUAUAGAGAAAUACCAGUCUGAACAAAAAGGAAUGUCCUCGCUUCUGGAGCAGAUUGAAAAACUAGAAUCUGAGAAAUCAGAAUCCUCAAUGCAGUCAACAAUGAUGACAGAAAAGGUACGGCGCCAGGAGAAAGAACUGAAGUCCCUGUCCAAUGUCCGGGACGAAAAUUCCAAACUACAGCAAAAGUGUGACAGUCUAGAAACCUGUAUUAAAGACAUCAGACAACAACUGGAUGAUGCAGUAUCGACUACUCGUCAACUUAACUUACAAAGUCAGCAAUUCAAGGACAGUCUAAGAAAUAAAGCCCAGGAGAUCGAAGAUAUAACAGCACAAUCUAGGAGGAAGGAGCAGAACACAGAAAUGACAUUACAAAAACUACAAAGUGACUUAAAAAAGAAAGAUACAGAACUGAUGACACUGACCAAAGAGAUGAAAUCAAUAGAGUCUCGGUUUAAAGAACAGAAAAGGAAGGAGGAGGAAAUACACAGAAAGGCAACCCUCACCGUCACGGAAACACGAGAACUGAAGAAUAUUUUGGCAAAAGCUGAGGAAGAGAUCGAACAACUAAAGGGAGAGAGAGAAUCUAUGAUUAUGUCCCAUCAAAACCGGAUAGAACAACUGCGAGAGAGCUUUAAACAGAAGAUGUUUGAGGCAGAGUGUUGGCCAGAAAAGCUGGAGGAGGCGUUACAGAAGGAGCGAGCCAAGCAUGUGGCCUCCCUGAAUGCUAUGGAGGAACGACUCAAGGAAAACUUCAUUCUAGAAAUUCAGAUUGAGAAAGAAAAGUACCAGGAACUUUUGGGAAAAUAUCAGAAUUCUAACAAAGAACAUGAGGCUGUUUUGAAAGCUCAACUUAACUCCCUGGAGAGUAAAUAUCGGUCAGAGAUUCGAGAUCUACAGAAGUUCCUGUCGGACACCAAAGAACGUGCUAAAGAUAGUGAGGACUCGUUACGAAAGGAGGUCCAGAGUCUCAAGUCUAUUAUACAAAACCUCGAGAACAGAUUAGGGCGUUUGGACAUUGGGAAUGAGGAGAUGAUCUCCACUCUGAGACAACAGCUGAAAGAGACCCACCAAGAGUUGGAGGAUACCAGACAACAGGUGGAAGACCAAGCUGGCCAGCUAAAGACUGCCCAAGAGGAGAAUGCCUUUCUCCAAGAGACGGUGAGGAAGGAGUGCGAGGAAAGAUUUGAAUUGAUGGAGAAAUUUAGCGAGGUCAAGGAAGAACUUCUCCACCUGAAGAAACCAUCAGGUGGAUAUUCUUCAUUGAAUUCAUCUCGGAACUCUUCAGCUGCAAACCUUAAGAGGUCAGGAAGUUUCAAUACUCGGAAGCCUAGCCCUCCUGAAGAGGGGCUCUCCCGACGGGAUAGUGAGGGUGCAAGCCCUAUGAAGACCAAAACCCCAUCAGCACCCUCUAACAAGGAGCUUGGUCCAAGUACAAACAAUGAAUUAACAUUCGGUGGAGAAUCAGCAAAAGUUUCAGGACGGUUAAAGGGCAACUCUCUUGCAGAGAACCGCCGUCGUAUAGCACAGAUACUUGGACGCAGGGAAAAAUAGUUGGGAGACCUAUUAACUCAUUCACCCCUGAAGACAGAUUUGAACUCUUCCAAAUCAAAGGUUGGAAUAGUUCAUUAUAGAAUUUCAGGGGUGAAUGAGUUAAAUAUAAUAUGUGAAUGCCAGUAUGUGCCAACUAUCUGUAUCUUGUAAAUAUGUGCUGUACAUUUUAAGAGGGUAUCUAUGGUAGCAUAUUUCUGCCAUCGACUUAAUUAUGAGUCAGGUAUGUCAACUUAAUUUUUCAAAGAUGUCCUAAUAAAAUAAGAAGAUGUUGAUCUAUUCACAGAUUAUGUGGACAAAAUUUGUAAACUAUAUAGUCAUAUGCCCCGCCAUAAAAUGGGGGUGGGGGCAUAUAGUGUUGCCCAGGUCCGUCCCGUCUCAACUCACUUAGCAACUUCAUUCUUUCACAUUUUUUCGUCCAACUUUAUAUAUUAUCUAGUUUUAGACGAUUUUGCCGAAAUAUUAUCACAUAUUGGUAAAUAGGUGACUCAAGUGCAGCCACUAAUAAAUCUAGAUAAUAAUGCUGAUAUAGAAAAAGGCAUAUUGGCAAUCAAGUCUAUUUAAGGUGAUCUUAUAGUACAUCACAUGAAAUUUUUUUGGAAAAUUAUUGGUUAUUUGUGACUUCCCCUAUUCUGUUUUGCAUAAACAGGUGGCAAGUUGAUGUCGCAUGCAUCCAUCUACACGUACUUACAUGAUAAAAUCUCAACGAAAAUUGUCUCAGAAAAUGUUAUAAUGUUGAUUAUAUGAUCUCAAAGUUAUUGUGUCAUAGAUAAUGUCGACAUCUUUUUAAACUUUUGUCCACAUAUGUAACCUGAAAGUUGUAAGUCAAUAGCAGAAAUAUGCCACAUAGAUAUCGAAAGAAUGGUGGUGACUGGUUAAUUAUUAUUUAUAUCCUAUAAAAUAAUUCUCGAGAUUAUUUUACAUGGUUAAUCAAGAGGAUUAUUUUUAAUAAUGAAUUUCUGGAUCAGCUUUUUGGAAAGCUUUGAUAUAUCUUUGCCAGGUUCUUCAUCCCAAGCAACUUUGUAUAUAUUGCAAUCAUACAAGGCUUGAAAUGUUGAUCAAUGUUUUGCCUUGUUGAUUGUGUAUGUCUACAUAAUCUUAAAUGCUAUACAAAGUCUUUUUUCAGAUUGAAAUAUAUAAACAUAUACAUGUAUAUGUAUACUAAGCUCUUCAGUGAUAUUGAGGGUGCAGACAAAGACAUAUGUGACAUGUCCAGUCGUGAUAAUUGAUUGGACAAUAUGAUACAUUUGUAACUUUGAUUUAUUCCAUUUUUACAUGUUGGUGACUGCCAUUCAAUCUAAUUGAAAUUAUAUAUUCGCAUUACUGCCGUUUACUGAUACAUUCUGUACAACGUAUUUUGUGUGGACAUGUCAGUAAACGGGAGCGAUGCUAAUUUCAAUUAGAUUGACUGCUAAUGUCAUUAAACAUGUGAAAAGAACUAUUCACAUUUGCAUUUUUUGGGGUCUGCUGAGAGAUUGAAAUAUUUUUUAGAAAUGUACUAUACAUGCUUUUUAAAUUGGUUCUCCAAUGUUCCUAAUGUACAUUGUUGAAAAGAAUUUUAGGUGUUUGGUGAGAUUUUGUCGUAGAUACCAGACUACACAAUGCUCAGCAAUAAAUUCCAAAGAGACUACAACAAAUAUUAGCAAUAUUUUUGUCCCAAUCUUCUGAUGACUAUGUCAAACAUGUUUUAUAGAAUAGCUUUAUUUUGUGGUUUCAAUUCAUUUUGACCACUCAUUCAGUGGCCGAUCCAGAAACCUUUCUGG
Molecule: messenger RNA, 4047 nt
Organism: Mizuhopecten yessoensis (Yesso scallop)
Lineage: Eukaryota; Metazoa; Mollusca; Bivalvia; Pectinida; Pectinidae
Product: leucine-, glutamate- and lysine-rich protein 1-like
Exons: 16
Coding region: 149-2287 (712 amino acids)
Source: RefSeq, a predicted model, not a curated record